UCUACAGUACAGAAGAAAUCAUUGAAGAAGUCAUUCUUAAAGAAGGGCAAGUCCACCACUACUCCUCUUUCUAUGAAGAAGCAUAUACACUCCCCUUCCUCUGCUAAUACCAAUGAGGAUGAUAUUAAGGAUGAAGAUGAUGAUGAUAAUGAAGACAAUAAAACUAAUACUGUACUACCCAGCACGCCGAUCCUCUCACUCCGUCAUAGGUCUUAGCAGCUCGACUAG
Molecule: messenger RNA, 228 nt
Organism: Talaromyces rugulosus
Lineage: Eukaryota; Fungi; Ascomycota; Eurotiomycetes; Eurotiales; Trichocomaceae
Exons: 2
Source: RefSeq, a predicted model, not a curated record